CUUUAUCGCCGUAGCUUUGAGAAGUUCACGUUCAAACCGCAGAAUCUAAGUUCUGUGCCUCCAUCACAAUGGCUGAGCAAACAACUACUGCCAAGCCGGCAAAGCCCAAGAAGGCUGCUCCCAAGAAGAAGGCGACCCACCCGUCAGCCGGGGAGAUGAUCCAGACUGCCUUGGCCAACCUGAAGGACCAGCCCCGCUCCGGGUCCUCCCUGCAGGCCAUUAAGAAAUACAUCCACGCCAACUACACCCUGCCGGCGAACUACGACAACCACAUCAAGCGAGGCAUCAAGACCCUGGUGGCGUCCGGGAAACUGGUGCAAACCAAGGGCAAGGGGGCCAGUGGCUCCUUCAAGCUGGACAAUCGAAAGGCCAAGGCCACCGCCUCGCUCAAGGCCAAGAAGGAGAAGGCGCGCCAGAAGGCCAAGGCGAUAAAGGAGAAAAAGAAGGAGAUAAACAAAGUCAAGCGGGAGAAGGCCGCAGCCAAGAAGGCAGCCAAAAAAGCAGCAAAGAAGGCCAAGUCCCCGAAGAAGAAGCAGACAGAGAAGAAGAAGUCUCCCAAGAAGCAAGUCAAGAAGGACAAGAAGCCCGUGGCCAAGAAGGCCACCAAGAAGCCUGCGGCAGCCAGCAAGGCAAAGACGGUGAAAAAGGCCAAGCCCAAAACAACGAAGAAGACAAAGAAGCCAACGAAGAAGACCGCCAAGAAGUAAACAGUUCCGGCCAGCCAGCCACACAACUAAAAAAUAUCCAAACGGCUCUUCUCAGAGCCACCACAUCUUCAAAAAAGCAGAUAUGAUUCUACGUCUGUCAACUACUUUGUCUCAUUAAUUUUUGUCGAUUAAAAAUGUUUGAAUUUACUUAGGGAGUGCUGUGGGUAUUACAUGUGUUACAUGUUCUGUAAGUCACCACAGACUUGAAUGUUAUCAUCUUAAAACUUUACGACGGGCAGACAAUGAAAAGUACAUGUACAAGGCAAACGGCAAUACAUGUACAUUGUACAUGUAUAGCCAAGAGAUGCGCCAAUAACCUUGGAACGCAACAUCCGAUUUUUUGCUGGAGUUUUCAAUAUCAAGAGUUUAAUAAUAUAUGUAUAGGAUUGGCGGCAGUAACGUAGCUAGGGGAAGAGGCAACAGGGCACGUGCCGCCCUUAACAGAAGUCCAUUUAUAUACAUAUAUACAUGUAGCUGUAUUUGAAAUUUUGAAUAUGUACAAGCCACAAUUAGUUUGCUUGCAGUGACCUCCCCCCCCACGAAAAUGUGUCCACCUCCGGGUUUACACGUUCAGUAAUAUCACCCUACGUCGCCGGUUAGCGGGAAAGUGAACCAACAAAAAGCGAGAAAUCUAAUCGAAACUGCAGAGGCCGUUGAAUGUAUAUGUACCUGUAUAUAUCAAAUCCUGAUUCUACGCGCACAGAGCACUGUUGAGAAAAGUGCAAGUUUUGACACCCCCCCCCCAUAUAGUCACGGAAAAAUGUUGCAUCCCGACUCCACUUCAGCAGUUGUGUACAAAGUCUAUGAGGAGUGAAGAGAAUUUUCUAAGUAUUUCCCAACAACAUUGAUAAAUGUUUCUAGGUCCAGGAUUCAUGUCUUUCCAACAUUUCUGUAAUGACUGACUUUAUUGAGAUGAUAUAUGAUGAGAAAAGUGGAGUCAGGAUGCAAUAUUUUUCCCGAUAGGCUUUAGAACGCGGUAUGUUCACGCCACGGCCACACGGCGCCCCCCCCCCAUAAUGUGUGAAAAAUUUCCUUUUUGUAACCGCCAUCUCUGAGGUAUUGCUAUUGUUUCACACUCAUUUUUUUUUGCACGAAUGGAGCGAUAGAGGCGACAGCUAAUUCUUUCGGAUGAAAAGAGACGCUUUGAGUAGGUAGGAUCGGACAGAAAUAAAUAGUGAAGUUUAUUUGCCUCCUUAUUCCUACAUACUACCGAUGAUGUUAACAUCAGCGUUCGACACUGCAGUUUUC
Acanthaster planci (crown-of-thorns starfish) is the source of this 1955-nucleotide messenger RNA. RefSeq lists its product as uncharacterized. Gene Ontology annotation, cellular component: nucleus; nucleosome. Gene Ontology annotation, molecular function: double-stranded DNA binding; nucleosomal DNA binding; structural constituent of chromatin. NCBI's taxonomy places the organism in Eukaryota, Metazoa, Echinodermata, Asteroidea, Valvatida, Acanthasteridae. Gene Ontology annotation, biological process: chromosome condensation; nucleosome assembly; negative regulation of DNA recombination. The record is from RefSeq and is a predicted model, not a curated record.